CAGCGAUAAGUAGCGAAUCGCUCGCCACAGAAAAUGCAUAUACUUCGACUUCUUCACCGCUCACCCUCUUCCUCCGCCGCCACCGGAGCCUUCGCCUUCGCCUUCCUCCGCCGCACAAUGGACUCUGUCUCCACCGCAGGAGAUCCGAUCAGUCCGGCGAACACGCGGGUGGGUUGGAUCGGGACCGGCGUCAUGGGUCGCUCAAUGUGCGGGCACCUGAUCAGAGCCGGCUUCACUGUCACCGUCUUCAACCGCACCAUCGCCAAGGCUCAAACUCUCAUCGACAUGGGCGCGAAGCUCGCCGACUCGCCUCGCUCCGUGGCGACUCAGUCGGACGUCGUCUUCUCCAUCGUCGGAUAUCCCUCCGACGUCCGCCACGUCCUCCUCGACCCAACCUCCGGCGCUCUUCCCGGUCUUCGACCCGGCGGAGUCCUCGUUGACAUGACAACCUCCGAGCCAUCCCUCGCUGAGGAGAUCGCCUCCGCCGCGGCGGUAGCGAACUGCUUCUCGAUCGACGCGCCUGUCUCCGGCGGAGAUCUCGGCGCGAAGAACGGGAAGCUGGCGAUUUUCGCCGGAGGAGAUGAGAUCGUCGUGAAGCGGCUGGAUCCGGUAUUUGCGCUGAUGGGCAAGGUUAAUUACAUGGGAACAAGCGGGAAAGGGCAAUUCGCGAAGUUGGCGAACCAGAUCACGAUCGCGUCGACGAUGCUAGGGCUCGUCGAGGGCAUAAUCUACGCUCACAAAGCAGGGCUCGACGCCGGAAAGUUUCUGGAAGCGAUCUCGGCAGGAGCAGCUGGAUCGAGAUCGCUUGAUCUGUACGGAGGCCGGAUUCUGAAGAGGGAUUUGGAGCCAGGGUUCUACGUGAAUCAUUUCGUGAAGGAUUUGGGGAUUUGUCUGAACGAAUGCCAGAGAAUGGGAUUGGCUCUGCCGGGAUUGGCACUUGCCCAACAGCUUUACUUGUCGCUCAAGUCACAUGGAGAAGGCAACCUGGGAACUCAAGCUUUGAUCUUGACUCUCGAGCGGCUCAACAAUGUCUCUGUUCAACCCACUGUCUCUUCUUCUGAGUCGGCUUGAUUUGGGCGAUGCUCUUCUCUUGUUGCUGCUGCUCUUUGUAUAAAUGCUUCUGAGAGAUGGAGAGAGGAUUCGAGUUUCUUUGGUCAAUGCUUAAUAUGUCCUUUGAUCUUGAAAAAGAAAAACAUAAUCUUUUUGUGUCAGGAGUCCAACGAACUCUGUUCUGUCUGUUUAGAAAGUUUGGCCGGAUUCUGAAAAUCCUGC
This is a messenger RNA of Tarenaya hassleriana, 1272 nucleotides long. Its product is annotated as probable 3-hydroxyisobutyrate dehydrogenase-like 1, mitochondrial. The record is from RefSeq and is a predicted model, not a curated record. The transcript has a single exon. Bases 34 to 1071 code for a protein of 345 amino acids. NCBI's taxonomy places the organism in Eukaryota, Viridiplantae, Streptophyta, Magnoliopsida, Brassicales, Cleomaceae. Gene Ontology annotation, molecular function: NADP binding; oxidoreductase activity; NAD binding.